GUUGUUUUCUGUUGUUCACAUUCAGUUUCGUUCCGGAAGUCAUACAUAGUGCAAGCUUCGCUGAUUAACAAAACUUAAUUCGUUAAUAGUGAAUAAAUACCAAUAAUAAAAUGACUUUGCAGUUACAAAUUGAAAAGCUCAAAGGACUCGAUAAUUAUAAAGCUUGGUCAAUGACAGUACGAGCCUAUUUAGAGUCCGAAGAUUUAUGGACGGUUGUGGAAAAUGGCCCCGAAAAUAAUGAAGAGUCCCUACUCAAAGACAAACGAGCUAAAUUCAUCAUUUUGUGUUUAAUCGAGACGAAGCUUUGCCAAUUUAUGGUGAGCAUCCGCACAGCCCGUGACUUAUGGACCUAUUUGAGAACACAACAUUCUCUUCGUUAAAGCCAAAUACACUGGAACAGACCCAAAAUAAAUGUAUUAAUAAUUGAAUUAUAGGUAUACUUUCUAUAAUAAUUUAGAGAUAUGUGAUAGCAUUAGUCUCAUUAUUGUCAUAGUGAUAAAAAGAGAGUAAAAACACUUUUAAUUUUCUUAACACAACUACAUAUGUAUAUGAUGUACUGUUAUUACAAAAAUAAUAAUAAACCUUAAUGACAAUUAAUACGAAUAAAGAUAGCGAAUAAAAUAUAUACAGUCGAUGCCAAAUUUGAACCUUCAGGAAUUAAAAUUUCCAGAAAUUAGAAUGAACGCUCUGAAAUUAGAAUCGAAUAUUCAAACAGGAAAACAUAUUUAAUGUGUGGAGUGCAUCUCUAUGUUUGGUUAUGUUGCAUCUAUUUUUUAUUUAAUGAAUACUUACAUAUUGUAUAUGCUUAAGUAAAAAAGAACAUGUGAUAUGUAGGUAUUGUACUGGAUUGUUGCCUUUUGUUUUAUGGUUUUUAUACUCUUGCAACAUGUUGCUACAGAGCGUAAUAGUUUUGUUCACCUAACGGUUGUAUGUACGU
Bactrocera tryoni is the source of this 937-nucleotide messenger RNA. RefSeq lists its product as uncharacterized. The transcript is spliced from 2 exons. The coding region runs from base 111 to 380 and encodes 89 amino acids. Lineage: Eukaryota; Metazoa; Arthropoda; Insecta; Diptera; Tephritidae. The record is from RefSeq and is a predicted model, not a curated record.